Thyridium curvatum is the source of this 1302-nucleotide messenger RNA. RefSeq lists its product as uncharacterized. The record is from RefSeq and is a predicted model, not a curated record. The coding region runs from base 1 to 1302 and encodes 433 amino acids. Lineage: Eukaryota; Fungi; Ascomycota; Sordariomycetes; Thyridiales; Thyridiaceae. The transcript has 3 exons.
AUGGCAAGCUCGAGAAGAGUAUCCCCGAAGGCGAUCGCAGAUAUUCACAAGCUGGUGGAUGAUGCCUGUGCGGAUGCCGACAACGGCUUACCCUGCGCAAGCGUCGUGUUGCUAGGCAAAGCUGGCCAUGAAGUUGUAGAACUUGCAAGUCACUCUGUGGGAGCGAGGGAUUCUCAGGGAGAGAAGGACUGCUACUGGCUGGCUUCUUGCACGAAGCUGGUCACGGCCAUUGCGUGCAUCCAGCUCGUUGAGCAAGGUCGAAUCUCACUUGAUGAUGCAAAUCAGGUUGAGGCUGUCUGUCCUGAGCUUCGAGGCGUCCAGGUUCUGCAGGAAGAUGGGUCGCUUGUGGAGAAGACGCGACGGAUUACGUUGAGGAUGUUGCUCACUCAUACAGGUGCGCUCCGCGGAACCAAGCUUAUGGAAAGUCUCAAAUCGCUAACCUCUACCGCAGCUGGUUUUGGGUAUUCCUUUCUCAACCCGAAACUGCGUUCUUAUCGUCUCCGGAACCACCAACCCGAGUUUGACGAGUUCUCGGGCCUCGAGGCAGAUAUGCACCAGCCUCUCGUCAAUCAACCUGGGGAGAGGUUCGAAUAUGGGACAUCUAUGGAUUGGGUCGGAAUUCUGAUCUCACGCCUGACGGGCCAGAAACUCAAUGACUACAUGCAGCAAAACAUUUUCCAGCCCCUAGGGGCAAGUGAAAUAUCGAUGCUACCCUCAGAGGAGUCGAAGAAAAGGCUUAUGGGCAUCUGGCAGCGCGAUGCGAGCGGCUACCUAUCUUCCCGCGAGUACCCGUUGCGUAGACCGUUAGUCGACCCAGACACCUUUCACAGCGGAGGUGCCGGCCUAUUUGGUAGCCCCCGCGAAUUCAGCAAGGUUCUCGGCGCGCUACUCAACAACGGCACAUCACCGUUAACCGGCAUGUCGAUCCUCAAACCCGAAACAGUCGACGCCAUGUUCGUCAACCAGCUGCCGCACGACCCAGACUUUGCGCGGCGAUAUCUGCCUGCAGUCAAGCCCGAUCUAGUCUACCCAGCCGAGGAGCUCUACCCACUCUGCCCCGUCGGAGAGCCGCAAGGAUGGGGGCUGAGCUUUAUGAUCUCCCCCGCCAUUACCGGCCGAUCGGACAGGACUGUCCACUGGUCGGGCCUGUCCAACGUCCAUUGGUGGUGCGAUCGCGAGAACGGCGUCGCUGGGGUGGUCGGUUCCCAGGUGCUUCCAUUUGCUGACCCGCAGGUUGCGGCCCUUUGGAUGCGUGUGGAAGAUAGACUGUAUGAGGAGCUAAAUGAAGGCAACAAAGCAUAG